CAUAUACCAAACCCGGUUUCAUCUUUUCUUAUCUCCCUCUUCCAGGACCAGAACACUUCUUUAGUGGAUAACCCUCGUUCGUACAAAAGCUGCAUAUUAACCAUAAAAUCACACCAAAAAUGUCGAUUUCAUCAUCUCUAGCAACACCCAUAUUCCCAUUAUGCAACUCUUCCUCAAUUUCUCCCACACCCAAGUUUUCUACUGUCCCAUUUCUCCCAAAUGUCUCAUCACCCUCAAGAAUUCAGCUUCAGUUUCAAUCUUCUCGGUGUUCUUCCACCAGAUGUUUUGCUGCUACUGAAGCUUUGGAACAAGCCCUUGAGAUUGAAGGUGCUGAAUCGACGGCUGUGAUUGAAAGUUCUGAUUCUGAAAAGAUAGCACCAAAGCAGAAAAUAAGGAUUAAACUGAGGUCGUACUGGGUACCUUUAAUCGAAGACUCAUGCAAGCAGAUAAUGGAUGCUGCAAGAACAACAAAUGCGAAGACAAUGGGCCCGGUUCCGCUGCCAACCAAAAAGAGAAUAUACUGUGUGCUCAAGUCCCCUCACGUGCACAAAGAUGCACGGUUUCAUUUCGAGAUCAGAACCCAUCAACGACUCAUCGACAUAUUACACCCGACUGCUCAAACCAUUGACUCGUUGAUGCAGCUUGAUCUUCCGGCCGGUGUUGAUGUUGAAGUUAAGCUUUAGAAAGUGUCUUUAAGUCCCCUUUUUUGUUGUUAAAUGCCUCCCACUUGACACUUUUGUGUAGUGAAUUUGUUACUUGUAUUAUUGUUGAUCAAAGGGAAGGUGUUUGGUCAAAUAUGAUAUGAAGUAUCUUGUAAUGGUUUAAUCUUGAUGGUUUUUGGUACCUUAAUUUGGAUUGCUUAGACCAUAAGUUACAAAUGGUACUUAUUAUUGUAACUUGUAAAGUGAGUUUUAAGUUAUGAUAAUCAGUCAGCUGAAAAAGAAGCACUUGAAUGGCUUGAUGAUGUUGAUGAA
Messenger RNA from Helianthus annuus (common sunflower), 974 nucleotides. Its product is annotated as cyanelle 30S ribosomal protein S10. Gene Ontology annotation, cellular component: ribosome; small ribosomal subunit; mitochondrion. The record is from RefSeq and is a predicted model, not a curated record. Gene Ontology annotation, molecular function: RNA binding; structural constituent of ribosome. The transcript has 3 exons. The coding region runs from base 120 to 683 and encodes 187 amino acids. Lineage: Eukaryota; Viridiplantae; Streptophyta; Magnoliopsida; Asterales; Asteraceae. Gene Ontology annotation, biological process: translation.